AUGGACAGCGACGGCCACAGCCACAGCCACAGCCACAGCCAUAGCAAUGCAAACGCCGCUACUAACAACAGCACGCGGUCGAGUGCGCCGCAGCAGGUGCUGCUCGCGGGAGAGUACGUACAGCGCCGUCCCGUGCCGCUCACGUCGCCGCUCGCAGUGUUCAAGUCCCAACUCGAGGGGACUCAGACUCAGACGGCUCGGUCGCGUUCCCCUUGUCGCGCUCGUCUGCCGAGUCAAGAGCUGGUGCACGCACCGAAAAAGGUGCAGCAACAGGUUACACGACGAGUUGAAGACGAAGACGAGGACGACGAGUGUCUGCGGGCACAGACGCGACGGACGAGCGACGACGAGGUGGCGCACGAGACUCGGGACGUGUCGAUGGUGUUUGACGUCGAGCCAGCAGCUGUGAAACUGGGGCGGGAGAUCGGCAGAGGGGCGUUCUCAAUCGUCUACAUGGGCGAGUACCGCGGACAGCACGUGGCGGUCAAGUGCCAGCCGAAAGACGCCGAGGGGAAGGUGCCGGUGUUUGUCAUGCGGGAAGUGGAGAUGCUGCGGCUGCUGCACCAUCCGAGACUGUUGCGGUUUACAGGAGCUGCAAACGACGUCCGUGGCAAGCAAGUGUGGAUCUUGAGCGAGUACUUGUCCAACGGAGACGCCGACUUGUUGCUCAAGGCUAUUCGUAGUGAAAAGAUGACGCACAUUGGCUGGCACGCGAUGGCACGGAUGGCACUAGAUACGGCACAGGGUAUCGAGUAUCUGCAGCAGCGACACUUUGUGCACCGCGACAUCAAGUCGUCGAACAUUUUGCUGGAUGACCAGUACCGUGCCAAGCUCUGUGACUUUGGCUUCGCGAUUAAGAUCGAACCUGUCGAGGCUGUCACACACGGAGGAGCUGAUGUCAAUGCUAGUCAAGAGAAUCGUAAAUCAUAUUGCGGCACGGACGCAUACAUGGCGCCAGAGAUGUUCUUGAACGAGGACUACGACCAGAGCGUGGACAUUUUCAGUUUCGGCGUCGUGCUCAUGGAGAUGUCGUGCUGCCGUGUGGCCAACUCGGAUGGUUUCUUGAUGCGCCUUCCACAGCAAAAGUUCCAGGUGUCGUUAUCCGAGUUCCGUGCAGCUCUUCCGACUUCGUGUCCUCCAGCGCUUGCAGCCCUCGCGGAAAAGUGUGUGUCAUUCGAACCGAGUGAGCGGCCAAACAUAGCGACUAUCGUGCGAACGCUCGAACGUGUGCUGCAAGACACCAGCAGCAUACCUCGAGGCGUUGUCGACCUAGUUCCGUUCACGCCUGAUGACCGUGAGCUACAAACUAAAGAGGACGAUGAUGCUUACUAUAGUGAGGAUGAUGAUGGUGAGAGCGAAGGCGAGUGCGAGGAUGAGGACAACGAAGAGGAGGGGGAGGGAACUGACGAGGAAGAGGUCGAGUGCAGCAGCCUCAAGCUGCAGGAAAACGGUUGUCGGGGCACAAUGAGCACGAAGGUGGGCGAAAACAAGGGCAGUGUGCGUUUGCAAGGCAUCGGCAAGCGAUUGCUGGAGGACAAGGGUGUUGAAUGUCACACGUCAGUACAGUCCAUCUCUCGAGGUCCUCACCAUGAAGGAGUGAUGCUCAAGCGCAGCCGCCGCGGGAAGCGUUCGUGGAUGGAGAAGUGGUUCAUUAUCGAUCACGACCAGCUACGCUACAUGGACGUUCUACCGCGUGGGCAGCAGCAGUAUCAUGUGGGGAGGCGUCACACGCUGCCAUCUACCUCAUCGCUGUCACUGUGUGGGUGUCGAAUCUGGAAAACGACGGAGAUGCCUGACCUGCAGUUCAAUGUGAUCGACAACAACUGGAAGAUCAAACGCGAGCUCCGAGCUCUGUCGAAGCGUGAUCUUGACCUGUGGACCGAGCUUAUAAACCAAGCCAUCGACUACGCUAACGACCUCCAUGCGCGUGACCACGACGUGGCUAAUGGCAGCACGACCGAAGCAAGCGCAAGUAGCAGUAGCCCGAGUCGGCCCAGUCGAAACAGAGCUCAUACACUGCAUCUACCGGUCCAAGAGCUGUCCAGGCGGCCAAGUGUCGCAUCGGAUGCUACAGCUUUGCCGAAGCCAAGGCGCCGGAGUAGCGCUGCGAAAUUUGGUGUACCGCCAGAAUUGCCCGAGACGGAAGAGGACUGUCUGGAUGAAGUCUACAUGUGGCUCAAGCAGAUCGGCUUCCAGCGGUAUACGCGCAUGCUGAAAGCAAAAGGCUUCGACACACUCGACUUCAUUCGCGAGACUGGUAUUGAAAUGGAAGAUUUGAAUUUCGUGGGCAUCAAGGAGCCCGUAGCUCGCAAAUCGAUUCGCUCGGCAGCUAGAAAAUUGCGCGGCGACGACGACGAUGAUUGA
Molecule: messenger RNA, 2364 nt
Organism: Hyaloperonospora brassicae
Lineage: Eukaryota; Oomycota; Peronosporomycetes; Peronosporales; Peronosporaceae
Source: the annotation of a GenBank genome assembly